Molecule: messenger RNA, 829 nt
Organism: Pyricularia oryzae 70-15
Lineage: Eukaryota; Fungi; Ascomycota; Sordariomycetes; Magnaporthales; Pyriculariaceae
Exons: 2
Coding region: 236-553 (105 amino acids)
Source: RefSeq, a predicted model, not a curated record
AUCUAAUCUGAAGCAAACCACGGUGCACAGACAUCAUGAAGCUCUACCAAGUAGGAUCAAUCGGCAUCAUCGCAAACGUCGCCGCCGGUAGCAGUACCAUCAGUCCGUCCGACGACCUUACACCUCCCGGACGAACCCAAUUGAGACGGCCCACGUCGAGUCUUAGUGCAGCUACACAUCUACUCAAGGAAUUCAUCUUUCUUUAUCCUCCGAGUCGUCAAUAAACACCAACACGAUGCCGACACCCGAAUCCGCCGCGUUCCUGGCCAAGAAGCCCACGGUCGCGCCGACCUUUGACGGCGUCGACUACGAUGACAACAAGGCCCUCAAGGCGGCGCAGGACGCCAUUGUCCGCGAGCAGUGGGUGCAGGUAAUGAUGGGUCGGCUAAUCCGCGAGGAGCUCGGCAAGUGCUACUACAAGGAGGGCGUCAACCACCUGGAGAAGUGCGGUCACCUCAGAGAGAGAUAUCUCCAGCAGCUCAAGACGGCAAGGGUCAAGGGCUACCUAUUUGAGCAACAAAACUACAUUGAAAAGCAGGAAAAGAGCGCAUAAGGAGGCAGUCAGAUGUACUAUGGGGUAGGGAGGGGAUUUCUGUGCAAUCGAAUACGCUCUGUUCUUACCUAGAUAGACAAGGAAUAGCGAUUUCAAGGAGCACAUAUCAGUGAUUGCAGAUGAUUACAAUGUGUGCAGAACAACGGUCGCAUUUGCAAACAUGAUUCAAAAAUGUUAGCUGGCGAAAGACAAAUAAUUGAAUUGACUCGCUGUGGUUAAUGUCAAUGUUAAUCGUUUGUUGUCAAUGGCCAUCGGAAGCUGAAGUUCAUACCGGAC